GUAUCUUCGAAAAUGUUGAAGAAGAAAAUUGCGCCCCGACCUGGGUCGUUUGGACUAUCGUCGAGUCUUCUUCCAGCUAAGAUUGCGGAUAAUGCAUUCGAAGGUGUCGACCGCAGUGAUGCAAGCGGGUCUAGCUACAGUGGUUCAACAAGUAUCGAAGAGUGGUUGCGUCAGCAUUGCGAAGAGUGGCCUUUUUCAGACUCUGACUCGGAACCUGAAUUGGAAGCUCCAGCGCAAGGGAAGAAGCAAAUAGAUGCUGGGCAAGAACAGGGAGCAGGUGAAAGCCAACAUAUCGCCAGAAGUACAUCUUCUAACCAUGAGCCUCUGCCAACGAGGGGUAGAGCAAAAGACUCAUCUUAUGGAGGUUCGCGAUGGUGUAUUGCGAAUGAAGACACGCGACAGUGGCUCCUUUCUGCGGCCGCGGGGCGCUUUCGCGUUGAUGCGUCUGCGGCACGUGGUAGUAUAGUCACGUUUCUGAUCCGUAAAGCGAACUUCGUUGAGGCGCUGUUUCACCAAGGGAAUGCGCUAGGAGUUGGUGGAAAUUCUAUCUCAACACAGUUCGAGAGUGAAGAUAGGAAUGGUGAUUGUCAUCGAGUAGACUUUCCUACUGACGUCGUGAACGGAAAAAGCUUUGAUAUUGUUGCUAACGACACAAAGGCUUCGUCGAAGGGCCAGCAUAUCAACGCUGGACGAGGACGAUUUGCGCAGCCACAAUACGAACCUGUCCCCAAUGAAAGCAACAGCUCUGCUACUUUUCUUGGUUCGGGUGCGACAAGAAACGCCGGCCACCAACAAAAUGGCAUUUUUAGCUCAGCAGGCUCAUCUAGUUCGCCACCUGGAGUGGCCCCUCUGCUCGCGCGUGUGCUGUCUGAACGUGGUGAAGAUUCAGUCUAUCGUGAAGCUGCCAACCACAUCCAUCAAGCACAUACAACAGCAAUUGCGCCUCUGCUCCUCUCCAGACACAAACUAAGCUGGGACCCACCCCGGGAUGACGAAGAAAAUGGAAAUGCAUCCUCAAUAGCAGGAAAUGGAACUACAUCACAGCUGAAUCCAAACAGUAGCAUGAUCGCUGCGACAAGUGGUUCUCCAGCUGCUCAUCUGAUGGCGGGGAGCAUGACCGCACAAACAGGUAGCACAGCCACAGCCUUGUUGUGCAAAGAGGUUCGACAAUCUCUACUGUCAUCCGAGGAAGUCUAUCUUCUUGCGGCGUUUCUGGCUGAAAUGGACGAGGAAAAUCGCGAAAGAACGGGGCUGGAGCAGAGGGGGCAUCGAGACAGUUCAGGAAGUUCUAGAUUUGCUGAAUCUCCUAUUCCCGCUCGCGUGUUUAGGAAAAGUGAGAGCAGCAGCGCUAGUGCGAGCGGAGUGCACAGUUUGUUGAUAUUGCAACAAGUGCUACAGCAGAUUGAGCUACCUUCGUGGCAGCGUCCUCCUCAAGUGCACGCAGCUAGGAAAAGGAACAGUGCCGCUUUGAGCCUACUGAUCGCCGCCGGGUGUGAUUCGCCUACUGAGUCUGUUCCCCUACUCACAGGAUGCGAAGGUGGCUCAUUGCCGUUCUUGCUACAGUAGUUCAGCCUUUACUGAUGAGAUUGGCGUGAGCCCCAACUCAGAGUGCCAGGGCAGUACAGGCCAAAAUAUAGAAAAUCAAAAUUGAUCUUUGAGAAGACAAUGGCACAUCAACGUCAUCAUGCUUAUGAGCCCAACAUGAAGCUAAGUAUGCCUAUAUCGGGUCCCAUUGUCAUCCUGGUGCCAUUGAUGGUUUGUCACAGUGGAGUUGAACCCGCUUGCGACCGUCGACAUUGCAACCUGAGUUGUAGUUCGACGUUGAGGGGACAAAGUAUUCGAAUUGAUUUCGU
Amoebophrya sp. A25 is the source of this 1853-nucleotide messenger RNA. The record is from the annotation of a GenBank genome assembly. NCBI's taxonomy places the organism in Eukaryota, Dinophyceae, Syndiniales, Amoebophryaceae.